UUGAUUUAAUAAAAGAUACCAGAUUUACCCAAAGAACCUUGUCUGCCUGUUAAAUGUAACACAUUCUUUCUAGCUGGAGGCUGAUAGAAAAUACAGAGCCCUCCCACUGGAACAGUAUCAAGACGAAACCCAGAAAAAAGCCUAGUACACCAUCAUCUUUCCUAGCAGCUAAGGGAGAAGUAGUUGGAUAUAUUGAUAUUUUCCUUGGUUCAGUGUAAAAAGGGGAUUGGACAAGAGGGGAAGGUUUCCAUUUUGGAUAAUGUUUGCUGCUUGUGAACAAUCUUCAGGCAGAGUUAUGUUAUCUUUAAACUGCAGUUCUUUACAGUGGCGUGAAAGGCAAAAAAUAAGCAUUGACCUAGUGUAGUUAAUUUCCCAGAAGAUGGAAAGAGCCGCUUGUGGGAUACUGUGCAUUCAGAAGCUGCACGCUGCAGAAUGGUAUACCAGAAACAUUACAUCUUUAAAAGAGAAGUCACCAGCAACUGAUUUUUUUUUUCUCAUUUGAAAAACCAGUUGUGUGCAUAAGAAACAGGAUAGCAGAAAAGCUUAAUAGUGCACCACAGGAGAAAUCUAAAUAUAAACAAAAUUAUUCAGUUAAUUCAGCUGAGUGCAGUUUUAAUUCUGUGGUCCUUAGUGAGGACUCCUAUACCUCAAAUUCAUUAGAGUACAAAAAAUUUUAAUUCAAUGAAACAUCAAAAUGCAAAAACAAAAUCAAACAGAAGACUUUGAAAGGCACAAAUUGGAAACUAGCAGGGGUAAAAAUUCCUGGGGUCUCAGGAAGGUUUCAUUUUCAAGCAGUUGUUCUUGAGUCUAAAUAAUACCAAGAAAAAAUAAUGGCUGGUCUGAAGGUAGUGGGUUAUCUCGAUUGUUCACAGUCAGUUACAGAAUAAUGGUAUUAGGAGACAAGAAAGUGGUAUGGAAUUUUGAUGGAGGUUAACUUGCAAGCUAUGAUUUUAGUUUCUUACAAACUGAAGUAUCACCAGAACUCAGAGAUGUUGUACCCUAGCUGCCAAAUAUACUACCAGUAAGUAACACUGUCUCUUUCACGAGAUGUAAAGAAAAUGCUCAUGGAUCCAAUUCUGUUCUAGUGAAGUAAAUAACAAAACUCCUGUUGAUCUAAGUGGUAUUGUUUCAAGGCUUGAGUGCAAAUACAUCUUAUUCUUAUAGGUCUUUCCACUUAAAUGUUUUAUCUAACGCAUCUUGUCUGAUAGUUCAGCUUCCAAGAUCUUCACUGAGGAGCAGAGUGCUGUUCUUUUGUAAUGACCAAUGUUGAAGGUCAGGACUGAAUGUGAAAAAUAUCCGGUUCUUUUAAAGAUCCUGGUAAAAGCAUAGCCAUGAAUAAGUGGGCUUGCUUUUUGGUUUCUGAUCUUGUUGCAUAUUAGCAUUAGGUAUACUACAAAUGUUCUUUGGAAGUUCUGAGGCAUACCUCAAUGCUUCAAAUGUAAGAAAAUGCAGUUGUGUGUAUUCAAGGUGUUGGCAGCAAAGGGAGCACAACAGACAGCCAGGUACAUGGCACAGAUGCAACUGCAGGAGUAGAACAAACAAAAUAUAGAAAAGCACCGGAUAUAGUAUUGAGGAAGACUCAUCUGAUUCUGAUAGGUAUGUAAGGUAUAGUAAUGAAGCUAGUUCACUUGAUUCUCUUGAUGAACUUAAGAAUGCCAUUGCAAACUGAAGGAGAAAGGGACACUUGUCUCUCUACCCUACUCAUAGUAAAAAAUGCGCUUGUUGAAGUCAGUGAUCAAAUCCCUGUUCUUUUCUAUGGGAGCAAGAUGAGACCCAGAAUAUUUUGUGGGUAAAAAUAGGCCAGUUGGUUAUGCCAGAAGUCCUGUUGAAGCCUUGCAUAGUUCUAACUGGUGGAAGACAUAGAGGGCAUAGAGCUAAGAGCCUGAAAGUCUCCUGGUACCUCUUCCUCCUGUCUCUUAGAGAAAGGAAGGUGAUCUUUAGGAAAAAAAAAAAUUGUCAAAUGCCGUAGGGGAUUUGGAACAUACCUUUUUUUGCAGGUAUUGGCUUCUUUCUCUAUUUGACAAACCAGUUCCGAAAUAUAAAAAGGUAAAUGGAAAAUAUGGGUUAUAUGUAGAGAGAGACAUAUGAACUUAUACAUGUAGCUGGAACUCAAACAUUAGAAAUAUAAUCAGAAAAUGGCUGUUUAUGUAGAUGGCUGUAUUCUAUUUAAAAACGCACUGCAUCUGUGCAGAAGAGCUUGAUGUAUGUUUGUUCCUGGCUUGAGCACUGGUAAAUGUCGAUAUACAAUAAUUUAUUAGUGCAUAAAUUCAAGUUUUGAUCUCUGGAAACAAGUUGAAAUACUGGAAAAAUAUUGUCAUAGAAGUGACAUGAAUGAAUACUUAAUUAAGUGGCCAGUUAUACCCUAUGCUUUCAUUAGCACCUUAUAGCCAUCAUGGCAACCUCUUCUGAAGAAGUGUUACUGAUAGUGAAGAAGGUGCGUCAAAAGAAGCAGGAUGGGGCUCUCUACCUUAUGGCUGAAAGGAUAGCCUGGGCACCUGAAGGCAAAGACCGAUUCACAGUCAGCCAUAUGUAUGCAGACAUAAAAUGCCAGAAAAUUAGUCCUGAAGGAAAAGCUAAAAUUCAACUUCAGCUGGUAUUGCAUGCAGGGGACACAACCAACUUCCACUUCUCCAAUGAAAGCACAGCAGUGAAGGAAAGAGAUGCAGUGAAGGACCUUCUUCAGCAGCUGCUGCCCAAAUUCAAGAGGAAAGCUAAUAAGGAACUUGAAGAAAAGAACAGAAUGCUGCAAGAAGAUCCUGUUUUGUUUCAGCUUUAUAAAGACCUUGUUGUGAGCCAGGUAAUCAGUGCUGAGGAAUUCUGGGCCAACCGUUUAAGCAUGAAUGCAGUGGAUAGUUCUGCGGCACAUAAUAAGCAGGAUGUGGGCAUCUCUGCAGCAUUUCUGGCUGAUGUUCGGCCUCAAACGGAUGGUUGCAAUGGUCUGAGGUAUAACUUAACCUCAGAUAUCAUUGAAUCCAUAUUUAGAACAUAUCCCGCAGUAAAAAUGAAAUAUGCAGAAAAUGUUCCACAUAACCUGACUGAAAGGGAAUUCUGGACGCGAUUUUUCCAGUCCCACUAUUUUCAUCGGGAUAGGGUGAACACAGGUUCAAAAGAUCUCUUUGCUGAAUGUGCCAAAAUGGAUGAGAAAGGGUUAAAAACAAUGGUGUCUCAAGGAGUGAAAAAUCCUCUGUUAGAUUUAAUGGCCUUGGAAGAUAAAUCUUUAGAUGAGGGUUAUGGUGUUGCCUCUGCACCAUCCACAUCAAACUCAUCAAAAUCGAUAAAAGAAAAUAGCAAUGCUGCCAUUAUAAAACGCUUUAACCAUCACAGUGCCAUGGUUCUUGCAGCUGGGCUCAGGAAACAAGAAGCGCACAAUGAUCAUUGUAGUGAGACCAGCAGCACAGAUGGAAACUCCAGAGAUUCUGAUUUCUUUCAGCCACCAAUGAAAAGGGUGAAGUUACAGGAAUCUAUUGAAUAUGAAGAUUUAAGAAAGAAUAAUAGCAUUAAAACUAUUGCACUAAACCUAAAGAAAUCUGAUCGGUAUUAUCAUGGUCCAACUCCAAUUCAGUCACAGCAAUAUGCAACCAGUCAGGAUAUUAUUAAUUCUUUUCAUAGUAUUAGACAAGAAAUGGAAGCCUAUGUACCCAAACUAACUCAGGUUCUUUCAAGUGGUGAUGCUGCUAGCACCAUCACAGCCCUAUCACCUGGGGGAGCACUUAUGCAGGGUGGAACACAGCAAGCCAUAAACCAGAUGGUGCCAAAUGAUGUUCAGUCUGAACUGAAACACUUGUAUGUGGCUGCAGGGGAGCUACUGCGACACUUCUGGUCCUGCUUUCCUGUUAAUACACCAUUCCUAGAAGAAAAGGUUAUGAAAAUGAGGAGUAAUUUGGAAAGAUUUCAAGUUACAAAGCUCUGCCCAUUCCAAGAAAAAAUCCGGAGACAAUAUUUAAGCACAAACUUGGUAAGUCAUAUAGAAGAGAUGUUGCAGACAGCCUACAAUAAGUUCCACAUGUGGCAAACCCGGCGUAUGUUAAAGAAAACGUGAAGAUUCCUACUGUAAAGGUUUGAGAGAAAAAUCUGCAAUAGCUAUAGGAAUACAACCUAGCAUAUAUGCAGAUCUUAUAGACAUUGCAGGAACACCUGCAGUGCGUGGACUUCUGGAAAUGAUGCUAACUGAACUUGCACGUUUUCGGAAAGAAACUGAUUUAAACUUGAAAACUAGGGAGAAAAUAUGGAAGAACCAAAACAGAAAAGCUGAGAGGCAAAAAUAUUUAAGAGACACUGUUUACUGCAGUUACUCAGGAACUGCUUUUGAUUUGCGUAAAAAGAGCUGCUUUCAGAAAUAAACUUUAAAAAAGGGUGUAUUAAUGGAAAAAAUCCAUUUUUUGUCUAAUUUUUUAAGUGUAUGGCACAGGGUAGAAUUCAAAUGUUUUUCUUCACUGGAUUCUGGCAUUUUAUUGAAUUCUGUUUGUACUUACUGAAACCAAGGUUUAACAAACUAUUUUAAAAAUAGCCGAGACUCUUUUUGCUUCAGACAGCUGGAGAGAUUAGCUGUCACAAGACAAGCUUCUGCCAUAUGUUUCCCCAUAAAUUGGAAGCAAGAGACAUUGCACUGAAAGCUGUUUGUGGUGUGGAGUCCCUGAAGGCAUAUGGGGGCACACACCUUUGCCUAACAUCUGGGAUUUUUAUGCAGAAUUUCUUUUUUCCAGCCAUCAAGUUUGCAUGUUUUCCUUUGAGUGCAAGCGUGUGCUGUUGCAGUUUUUUGGUUUUUUUGUUUGUUUGUUUUUUUACAAAGGUGGCAUUGGUUUGGAAGAGAGAAUGCAUUUUUAAAAGUAAAAGUUCAAAAUAAAGUUUCUUACAAAAAAGAGUCACUUAUUUUCACCUCUUAUAAGAAAUAAAGUUAUUUCUCUUAAAUCUGCUUUUCUCUGCUCUUCCCUGUUGAGUAUUUUUUUGGCGAAUUGAUAAUCGUUGAAAAGUGUGUGAAUGCACAGCAUCCAUAGGUACCUGGAAUAUGUGCCAUACUUUGUUCCAAAUAGAAUUAACUCACUGUUUAUCUAAGACCUGCCUGUCUUGUAUGAAAUAUUUCACUUAGAAAAAAGUAAAUCUGUUUUAUAUAAUAGAUGCAGUUUAAUGACACAUGUUGUAUUAUGUUGUCUUACCUUGACAGUUAGAGCCCAUACAGUUGGGCUACUAAUUUUUUUUAACUUGGAUUAAAUGAGACUGUUACAGAAUUAAGAUGCAACACCAUUAUGUAUUUAAAACCAAGCAUAGCCAUGUAGUGGAGCAUUUGACCUCUACCCCACAGUGGCUUGAGCACUGUAAUGAGGAGCCCCUGUUCAAUGUUAAAUUAGUAGGAAAUCUUCUAAAAGUGAAUAUUUAUACAGCAGCAGAAUCUGUCUGUGGCUUUCCUUUUCUACUAAUUAUGUUACUCCAUUUAUGCAGGAGGGGCUCUCUGACUGGCAUCUCUUUAUAGGUGACAAUUUCUGCUAAUAUUUUGGUAAAAAUCAGAAUUUCCAUUUGUGUCGCUGUGUCUGCAUUGUUAAUCUAGCUUUCCACUGUCUGCUUUGCAGACAGCUGCAUGGCAUCUGCUGUGUGGUAAUGUAACAUGGUUUUGCUACAUCACAGAUGACAGGGUUCAGUGAGACAGUGUGUUAAGCCAGGAUGGUGGAACUUCACUGUGAAUGAGCUGAAGUGUGGAUAUAAUAGUAUCUGUGUGGGAGGUAAGGACUCUCACUAAAAAGGAGGUAUUCACUUGCAAUUCUAGUGAGUCUGUGGUUAUACUGCCUAUAAACAAAGUUACCUGGUUUUUUAAUAAAUACAAUUUUGUCCUGGCCCUAAUCCCAUGGAUUUCAACAGGUUUACAGUGGUGGAAAGAUAUUCAGUAGUUGGCUAAUAGAAUAUUACCACUGUUGUAAGUCUUCAUUUUCUUUUUAAUGAGCCACCAAAAAAGCAGUGUUCCAAAAUAUCUAUUCCCCAACCAAGUACACAUCUGAAUUGAUGCAUGCUUUCAUCAAACUACAGCGCUGGGCUGAGGAAAACUAGCCUAGUUCUAUUCUAAUAGUGCCUGCAGCUAUGGUGACAAAUUCACGUAAGAGAUUGCACUGAAACUUUAGCAAUAAUCUCACUUGGCUUUAAAAUCAUGCAAGGAGAGGGUUUGUGAACAUAGAACAAAUCAGCAGUAUCUACUCCUUCCGAAAGCAUUUGGCAAACUGCUCAGUAAGUUUCAGUGUAUAGGUGUGCUAUUUAUGAACCCGAAGGGAUCUUGGCCAUUCUUUUGGUUUUCACUGCCUGAACAUACUCUGGAUUAAACGCGAGGGAAAAAUGCUGAAAAACAGCAGGUUGGUCCAAAAAGAGAGCAAGUGAGGAUGCUGUGCACUUCACGUUGCGUUUCCAAGGAUUGUGGCAAUAAAGUACAAAUCUCUCUUCAAGUUAGGGGAGCUGUUACCCCCUCCCUCACAAGUUACAUAUUUCUUCUUCUAGGUACCUUCCCUUAAUUGUGUUUCCUAAUAGUUUUGUUUCAGUACUUUUGUAACAUGGUCCAACAAACUGACUUUGACUAUUUCUUUAGCAGUUUUGAAACUGUGAAUCACCUUGCAUUAUAUACUAAUUGGAAUCUUUAUACUGACUUGUAUUUUUAAUGACAGUUCAUACUUGUAUUGCUGGCAUUGAUCAAAGUAUUUGUAGAAUAAACCCUACUGAAUUCUGCAGUCAAGUCUU
Molecule: messenger RNA, 6711 nt
Organism: Gavialis gangeticus (Gharial)
Lineage: Eukaryota; Metazoa; Chordata; Crocodylia; Gavialidae
Gene: GTF2H1
Product: general transcription factor IIH subunit 1
Exons: 14
Coding region: 2393-4039 (548 amino acids)
Biological process (GO): transcription by RNA polymerase I; transcription by RNA polymerase II; nucleotide-excision repair
Cellular component (GO): transcription factor TFIIH core complex; transcription factor TFIIH holo complex
Source: RefSeq, a predicted model, not a curated record